This is a messenger RNA of Gasterosteus aculeatus aculeatus (three-spined stickleback), 1035 nucleotides long. It is a transcript of the gene nsmce1, whose product is annotated as NSE1 component of SMC5/6 complex. Gene Ontology annotation, molecular function: ubiquitin-protein transferase activity. The record is from RefSeq and is a predicted model, not a curated record. NCBI's taxonomy places the organism in Eukaryota, Metazoa, Chordata, Actinopteri, Perciformes, Gasterosteidae. Gene Ontology annotation, biological process: double-strand break repair via homologous recombination. Gene Ontology annotation, cellular component: Smc5-Smc6 complex; nucleus.
GAGGGCAGAUGGUAAACUUUUCCAUGACCUAUUAUGACUAUAGAAGCUCGUUUCUGCUGGUGAUUCCGAACCUUAAUUCGCCGGAAAGCUAAACUGCAAAUAUAUAACGUUAUUCAUCAAUACAAACCUCCAACUUGGCGCUGAGACAUGUCAAGACAGAUGGGAGACAGCCAUCGACGGUUCCUACAGACCAUGAUGGCCAACGGCAUCGUUGAUGAGCAAGGGGCGACGACGCUCUAUCAAUAUUGUUGUGAAACCCACAACACACAGCAUGCCCCUGACAAGCUGGAUGAUUUCAUUGAUGCCAUCAACUUAAAGCUGCAGCCUUUGUUUAUGCAGAUCAGAAAAGGGAUGUCUGAAGACAACGGCCACCAGUUUUACGCAUUGGUGAACAUGGCUGAGACUGAUGUCACCAGAAUGUCUUCAGAUUACGCCGACAAUGAGCUAGAGUUGUUCAGGAAAACAAUGGACUUGAUUGUGGGCUCUGAGAACGGCAAGGCCUCGUCCACCGAGAUCCUGAACAGCGCCGACACCCUGACCACGAAAAAGCUGAAGAAGAGCGAAACGGAGCACCUUUUGAACCGACUCGUGCACGACAAAUGGCUCAGUGAGAAACGGGGUGAAUACACUUUGUCCACCAGAUGUAUUAUAGAGAUGGAGCCAUACAUUCGUACAAUGUAUCAAGAGCAAGUCAAAGUGUGCCACAUUUGUCACAGCAUCGCCUUCCAGUGCCAAAUGUGUGAGAAUCCUACUUGUGGAAUAAAAAUACACAACCCAUGUGUGGCCAGAUACUUCAAAGGAAGAGCAGAGCCGCGGUGUCCAGCUUGUGAUGACUUUUGGCCGCAUGAAAUCCCUGAAGUUUGACGACCUCGGUCUCAUUCCAGAAGAUGAGGAUUUAAGCAUCAACUUAUUGUUUAACUUGAUUUGUUUUUAAUGUAACUUUGUAGUAAACUAAACUAUAUUUAAAAGUAUUUCAUUCUCUUUGUUCUUUCUUGGUUAUUUUUGUAAAAAUAAAUGUGUUUCACUGUUUUUGUG